CGGCCUCACUGCCAAAGAGCCGCAAUACCAAGCUGCCAGUUGCUAUAACGCCUCCCUCGCCUUGUUUUUUACUCCUGGCUUCGCAAAACCUCUGACACGAUGGCGCCCAAUAUGUCUCUCUUCUCUGUCCAGGCGAUAAUUAUCCUCGGAACAGAGGACGGAAACCGCAUCUUCGCCAAGUACUUCAAUGCCCCUCAUCACACCGCAUCUUCACAUGGCCAAUCUGCCUCGCCGUCGACCAACCCAUACCCCGACGUCAAGGCCCAAAAAGCAUUCGAGAAGGGCCUCUUGGAGAAGACAGCUAAGCAAACAGCCGAUAUCAUAUUAUACGACAACAGAAUAGUCUUGUACAAGUGCGAGUCGGAUAUUAUGAUGUACGUAGUGGGAGGAAUGGAAGAGAACGAGAUCAUGCUCUACAAUGUCGUCUUGGCCCUCCGCGACUCACUACACUUGCUAUUCAAGCAAUCUGUCGACAAGCGCACAAUCAUCGAGAACUACGACCUGGUGUCCCUCGCGAUCGAUGAGAUUGUUGACGACGGAAUCAUCCUCGAGACCGAUCCCCUUAUCAUCACGACCCGUGUCAGCAGGGCGCCGGCGCAAGACGUCGCGCAGUUGAAGGGCAUUGAUCUCAGUGAGCAGGGCAUGAACAACCUGGCGCAGUUCGGAAAGGCGAAGUUAGGGGAUUGGUUAAGGCAGGGCCUGUAAUGGGUGUCAAGAUGCGAACAUGAUUUCAGAUGAAAGGUGAACCUCGGCACAACUGGCCGUAUUGCAGCAUAGAGAGUGCCAUAGACGAUAGCGCAUGAGCGCUCUAUCACGACCAUGGAGCCAGACUGGAAAAUGGGGGCGUUUUGGUGGAAUUUAAGACUCGAUACCGUAUCUUGAUGGCCCCAGUUAAGAAGCUGAUGGUGUGAAACGUGAUAAUGUUGGAUUUUGCUCAUGGUUUUCCCGAUAUCAAAGCUUGGUUUUAAUCAUCGGCAGGCCUAUAUUGUAGCCAACAUUUUAAUUCUGUCAACUUGACUCUCAAUUACAUUUUCAAGUGAUAUCAUCUAAAAACAUUCAAAACGCC
This is a messenger RNA of Pseudogymnoascus verrucosus, 1066 nucleotides long. RefSeq names its product Golgi-to-ER vesicle coat component (gene RET3). Gene Ontology annotation, biological process: intra-Golgi vesicle-mediated transport; retrograde vesicle-mediated transport, Golgi to endoplasmic reticulum; intracellular protein transport. The transcript is spliced from 3 exons. Bases 100 to 705 code for a protein of 201 amino acids. Gene Ontology annotation, cellular component: COPI vesicle coat. NCBI's taxonomy places the organism in Eukaryota, Fungi, Ascomycota, Leotiomycetes, Thelebolales, Thelebolaceae. The record is from RefSeq and is a predicted model, not a curated record.